UGUUGCAAGGCGUUGCCCGCAGACUCAGUAGCCCCAUAUCGUCUUUUCCCAACACCUUGUCACAGUUAUACCUCUUCCCCUGAACGACAAAAUAUCCUUGUUCCCUUGAACAAUGUACGCCUCCGUCGAGGCUCUGCUUGACUUCGAGCCGAAGUUGCCCUCAGACGAAUCUCUACUGUCAACACUUUACAAGAAUGCGCCUCUAGAAUCCCCCCUGCAAACCACGCUGAUAACCAUCCUUUGCGCUGAGAGGAAAGACCAUCUGCAGGGCCUCAACGCGGAGAUCGCUCUCUUGACCGACGCCCUCUCGCGACUCAAAGAGCAGAAGAAGAGAGUCAGGGCCCAGCUACAUGUCUGCUCGUCGGCCAUACAUUCGCCCAUCCGCGCCUUACCCGCCGAUGUCAUGUGUGAUAUACUCUCACUUGCCGUUAAUUUGGAAAGAUCGUCGCCAACCGCAUGCUCACUGCUCAGGCUGACCCAAGUCUGUCGUGGGUGGCGCCAGGCUAUGCACGACAUGCCGUCCCUCUGGCGAGAGCUGCUUCUGUCAUGGAAUCUCCUCGAAAACGAUGCUGACGCGUGGCGUAUUCAAGUAUGUCACCCUUGGGACGAAAGCGACGACAGCAUCGACGAGGAGGUAGAAAAUCAUGUGGCUGGCAUCGGAGACAUCCUGGGCCACCAAGUGACUUUCCCGACGCACAUGAUACGUGAUCUGCGCCUCGUAGGGAACGCAGAAAUUAUGCUGCCUCACAUAGUCCCUCUACCUCGUGACGCGUUCCCUGUGCUCGAACGUUUGCACCUCAGGUUUCACGAACCCAGAUAUGAUCGUGGCUUCACUCCUUCCAUCGUCGCGUUUGCCGAGUCAACGCGACUAUGGCACUUGCGCUUCGAGGAUCAUAUUCCCGACCUCUUGUACGACCACCUUCACCGCCAGAGCUUGACUGACGUGCACCUGAGCCUUUUCGAGCCUGUUCUCAGCCGGCUCGUGUUCUUGCGUCAAUGUCCGCACCUCGAACACCUUGACUUCGAGUCCAGGAAAUCACCAGCGACCUGGUCUAGCAGCUCUGACGAUCUUGUUACACUGGGUCGCUUGCAUUCUCUGUCCUUGCGCGGGCACCGGUGUCAUUCCCUCACAGAAAGAAUCAGUACACCCAAUCUUCAAGCUUUCUCUUGGUACGGAGCGACGCAAGAACCCGGUCCUGACAUGCUGUCGUUCCUCGAACGCGCACCUCAUAUAUCCUCGUUCGCACUGGACGAGGUCGCCUACAAGCAGAGGAACGCGGAUGGGGACCUUGGGGUAUCGCUUCUGCGCCGCCUCCCGCGUGUCAAGCGCCUAGGAUUCGCUGUAUACGAUCCGUCGCUAUUGUGUGUCUUCAAAGCGUUGCAUAUACGGCCAGGGGAGGAUGCCCUUGCCCCAGACCUCCAGGAACUCGUGCUGGAUCGUGUCAUAAUCGGCGAAGGUCACGGUUGCGCCAACUCCUUCGUCAAUAUGAUUCGCUCGCGAUGGCAGUCAUCGCAAUACCGGAUUCGCCGGCUGGUAUAUCGCAAUCGUCUGAAGGAUGACAGGAUAAUGGAAGUGCUGCAAAAUCUCUCGGAUGAAGGGCUCGAGGUCGAGCUUUGAAGCUGAUGUUGCGGUCAUCAUCUACACGCGGACUCGGACAAGGGUGAUCUUAGACACCUCUUCUUUGAAUUUGUAGGCAUAUGGCAAGUACUAUAUAAGCUUCAAAUUGACAUCGCU
Messenger RNA from Schizophyllum commune H4-8, 1735 nucleotides. RefSeq lists its product as uncharacterized. The record is from RefSeq and is a predicted model, not a curated record. Gene Ontology annotation, molecular function: protein binding. The transcript is spliced from 4 exons. The coding region runs from base 113 to 1618 and encodes 501 amino acids. NCBI's taxonomy places the organism in Eukaryota, Fungi, Basidiomycota, Agaricomycetes, Agaricales, Schizophyllaceae.